This is a messenger RNA of Perkinsus marinus ATCC 50983, 441 nucleotides long. RefSeq lists its product as hypothetical. The coding region runs from base 1 to 441 and encodes 146 amino acids. NCBI's taxonomy places the organism in Eukaryota, Perkinsozoa, Perkinsida, Perkinsidae. The record is from RefSeq and is a predicted model, not a curated record. The transcript has 3 exons.
AUGGAUUCGAGCGGUAGCUCGUUGUCUCCUUCAGCCAAUAGGGGACUGGCCGAUCCCAAGGAUGCCCAGGAAUGCCAGGCCCUACGAGAUGCAGUGGAGUUCCUUAUACGCCGUGCUGAGCAGCAGGCUCACGUGGCUGAGAUGAUCCGCGCUACCAUGCUUGGACACUAUCGUCAAGCCAAUAGCACUGCAGCUGCUCAAUCACCAACGAGGGAGGCGACUGACAAUGACCAUCCCCAUGGAGAGGCGAACGACUUCGUCAGCCCUAUGCCUGCCGAGACCCCACAAUGUGAGUUAUCCCCUUUGAAGCUGCUCCUACCGGCAGAGCCCGUGGAUAAGCUCUAUGACGACUCCUGUGGACUACCCUUCCUAUCGCCCAUGUGGGGGUCACGUGACGUCCCCGAGACCCCACUCAAGAGGAAGCUUUCUGAUUUAUUCUAA